AUGGGAGACGGGCGUCCACGAAACGGAAGAGAUGAAGCUGAUGAACAACUCAACCAGUUCAAAGCUCGUCAACGGGGUCGUGUGGAGACGUUGACCACAGGAGGAGGAACACCGAUUGCAGAUAAGCUCAAUUCCUUAACGAUUGGUCCAAGAGGUCCAAUCCUUUUACAGGAUACCGUCUAUAUCGAUGAAAUAUCGCAUUUUGACAGGGAGAGGAUACCAGAAAGGGUGGUACAUGCAAAAGGAGCGGGGGCAUUUGGGUUCUUCGAGGUAACCAACGACAUCUCGCAGUACACCAGGGCAAAGGUCUUCAACGAAAUCGGCAAAAGAACACCGAUUGCUGUCAGAUUCUCAUUCGUCAGUGGCGAAUCUGGCUCAGCGGAUAGCACGAGAGAUCCAAGAGGAUUUGCCAUAAAAUUCUACACGGAAGAAGGGAAUUGGGAUUUGGUUGGCAACAAUACGCCCGUUUUCUUUAUCAGAGAUCCGAUUCUUUUUCCUGUUUUCAUUCAUUCGCAGAAAAGAAAUCCUGUGACACAUCUAAAGGACGCUGAUAUGUUCUGGGAUUUUCUAAGUCUCCGACCUGAAUCAACACAUCAAGUAUCAUUACUAUUUUCUGAUCGGGGAAUUCCGUUCGGCUACAGAUUCAUGAACGGUUAUGGUUCAGAUACUUUCAAAUUGGUGAACGCUGAAAAUGAGGCUGUGUAUUGUAAAUUCAUUUAUAAGUCUGACCAAGGAAUCAAAAACUUAUCUCCUGAGGCAUCCAGAGAAUUGGCUGGUACAGAUCCAGAUUAUGCUACAAGAGAUCUCUACAAUGCCAUUGCUAACGGAGAUUACCCAUCAUGGACUUUUUACAUACAAGUGAUGACUUUCGAACAAGCAAGGACAUGGAGAUUCAACCCUUUCGAUGUUACAAAAGUGUGGCCUCAAAAAGAAUUCCCCUUAAUCGAAGUUGGAAAGUUAGUUUUGAACAGGAAUCCCAAGAACUACUUCGCCGAAGUGGAGCAGAUUGCGUUUACUGUGUCCAACCUUGUACCAGGAAUAGAAGCCAGUCCGGACAAGAUGCUACAAGGAAGAUUAUUCUCCUAUGCUGAUACUCAAAGGUACAGGCUUGGCACCAAUUAUUUGCAGCUGCCUGUUAACUGUCCCUAUCGUGUACGUCCGAGAAAUUAUCAAAGAGAUGGCGAAAUGACCAUCUACAGUCAAGAUGGAGCUCCCAACUAUUAUCCAAACAGCUUUGGUGGCCCUGAGAAUGACCGAACAGCUCGAGAACCACCCUUUGAAGUGCACGGGGAUGUUGACAGAUACGAUAGUUCCAACGAAGACAACUUCACUCAAGCAGGCAUCUUCUACAGAGAGGUGUUAGAUGACGAUCAAAGAGCUCGUCUUGUUCGAAACAUCGCUGAAAAUCUCGUCGAAGCACAGGAGUUCAUUCAAGCGAGAGCAGUCAAAAACUUUGCUGAAGCAGAUCCCGACUACGGACGGCGUGUGGCGGAUGAGUUGAAGAGAUUGAAGGAACAAGGAAUUGGGAAAUGAAAGUUGCAAAACUUUUAUCAGGACUCUACAACUCAACCCUUUCAACUUGCAUGUUCAAUGGAAUUUCGAUUUAUUCUCACAAAAACGGUGUUUCUCAACUGGAGUAAAAAAAUUAUUAAUGAACUAAUAUAUGCGAAUAUUGUAAUUUUAU
This is a messenger RNA of Argiope bruennichi, 1684 nucleotides long. Its product is annotated as catalase-like. The transcript has 11 exons. Gene Ontology annotation, cellular component: peroxisome; cytoplasm; mitochondrion. Gene Ontology annotation, molecular function: catalase activity; heme binding. The record is from RefSeq and is a predicted model, not a curated record. The coding region runs from base 1 to 1533 and encodes 510 amino acids. Lineage: Eukaryota; Metazoa; Arthropoda; Arachnida; Araneae; Araneidae. Gene Ontology annotation, biological process: hydrogen peroxide catabolic process; response to hydrogen peroxide.